UCUUUGGAUGAGCGCCGUUUGAGAAAUAAGACUGCGUCAGCAAAAUACAGGGCGAAAAAAAACCAACAGCAUGGUGAAAUGAGAGCUACUAUAUCAAAUUUGACAAAAGAAAACGAGCUCUUGAUGCGUCAAUUAGAACAUACUCAGCUAGAGAACAAUCAUCUAAAGGCAACUUGCGAUAGAUUGCGUGGAAGGAUUAUGGCUCAAAAGAUCUUGAAGCAAUAUUUGGUUGAAAGCGAACAACAGCAACAAAAUUGCUCAAUAGGA
Messenger RNA from Gilbertella persicaria, 267 nucleotides. RefSeq lists its product as uncharacterized. The record is from RefSeq and is a predicted model, not a curated record. Gene Ontology annotation, biological process: regulation of DNA-templated transcription. The annotation marks the transcript as partial. Lineage: Eukaryota; Fungi; Mucoromycota; Mucoromycetes; Mucorales; Choanephoraceae. The transcript has a single exon. Gene Ontology annotation, molecular function: DNA-binding transcription factor activity.